AUGGCAAAUGGAAACCGAUCAUGUUCCAAUACCCAAUUACUCAGCUUUGCGCCGGGCAGAUCGAAUGGCAGAAGCACCCUUGGAAGAGAGAAUACUAUACCUAUUCUGGUGCAACAUGUCUUAACUUCCAGGUUGUCGUUGGAAAAGCUUGGCAGUCGUGAUGUCAUGAGAUGCGGGGUAGCUGUUUCACGUCGUUUGCCCUCAGUCUAG
This is a messenger RNA of Neurospora tetrasperma FGSC 2508, 210 nucleotides long. RefSeq lists its product as uncharacterized. The record is from RefSeq and is a predicted model, not a curated record. The transcript is spliced from 2 exons. Bases 1 to 210 code for a protein of 69 amino acids. Lineage: Eukaryota; Fungi; Ascomycota; Sordariomycetes; Sordariales; Sordariaceae.